Messenger RNA from Tetrahymena thermophila SB210, 2493 nucleotides. RefSeq lists its product as hypothetical. Gene Ontology annotation, molecular function: protein binding. The transcript is spliced from 9 exons. The record is from RefSeq and is a predicted model, not a curated record. Lineage: Eukaryota; Ciliophora; Oligohymenophorea; Hymenostomatida; Tetrahymenidae.
AUGAUAGAAUAAAAGCAAAAGUAUUUAGAUUUUUGUACUGAAAAUAACAUCAGUAUUUGGUAACAACACAUUUCAAUUAUUGAUAAGAAUUCCUCUUUGGUUUUAAUUCAGUCAAAUGAAGAUUCUGAAAAAUUGGAUCACCUGAUACUUGGAACUAGUUUCAUACUUAGCUGUAAUUUGAAAAAUUUUCUCUAGUUACAAAUAAGGAAUUAGAAUUUGUCUACAGAUCAUAUUUCUACACUAAUUUGGGGAUUAGGUCAAAAUAAUUUCUUUUAGGAACUUAUACUCACUAACUGCAUGAUUGAUGACUAAGGGGCAAUAGCGCUUUCACUAUGGUUAAAAGAAAAUUAAUCCUUAAACGAGUUAGACAUUUCUUAUAACAAGAUCACUGAUUUUGGAGCAGAAUUGCUCUUUAAAAGCAUUUAAAAUCAUAAAGGAAUACAAACUAUAAACAUAAAAAAUAAUCAAAUAGAAAAAGAUUUUAUAGCUAAUGAACUUCUAACACAUAACAAUUAAAUUGAAGUUAUUGAUAUUUCUGAAAACCCUUACACUUUACAGUCUGUUGAGUCUUUGCUUAGAGGAUUGAUUCAAAGUGAUAAAAUAAAAAGACUAAGAAUGUCUGGUAUAAAAAUUGGAUAAAUUCAUAAACUGUUUAUCUUAGAAGUCUUAGAAAAGUGUAGAGCUCUUUAAGAAUUAGCUAUUGAUAUAGAAAUACAAAAUGAUGAAUUAAGUACUGUUUAAAAAUUUGAAGAAGCUCUUAUCUUUAAUUGUGACAUUUUAAAUUUGGAAUCUAGCAAAUUAGAUAUUAGUGAAAAUGAGCUACUUACAAAAAAAAUGUUUUACUGUCUAAGAGCAAAUUAACUUUUAGCAGUUAAUAGCUAAUUAGGAUUAAAUAAUGUGCAAUAAGAAAUUGAGCACUCAUAAAAUGUGAGUGGCCUACUAAAGGAAAUUAUAGCCUAGAAAAUAGAAAUAAUAAAGUAAAAUCGAAAUGUUGUUUAAUAUACAGAAGAUAUUAUUUAAGAAAGCAGAUUUUAUAAAAUUAGUGAAAACGAUCAGCUUAAUUUUAAUGAUAUCAAAUCUAAUUCUAUGGAAAACUUUUGCAAAAAAAGUCUUGCCUCAAAACCCACAAACAUCAGUACUUGUCCACAAACUUAAACAAAUGGAAAUUUUUUGUUAUCUUAAUCAAACUACAGUCCUACUAAUAUAAAUUCUGAAUCUUUCAUUUACGGAAUCUAAUAGUAGCAGACAAUAGAGAAUGACACAAAUAAAUUCUCUGUAAAUAACUUUUCAAAUACAAUGAUGGAAGAUAAUAGAACUUAUCCAACUUUUCAAACUAUGAAAUCUAAUGAAAAAAUAAGCAACGAAAUGUAUCAAGUUAAUUAGAUUUUAAAUAAUCGAGGUUUCUCACAGUAACAGCUUAAUUAAUGUUAGGGUAACAUCAGAUAAAGUGAAUUAAGCUUGAUAGAAAAUGAAAUUAUUUAAAAAAUAGAAAAUGCUGUUUACUAAAAAAUAAAAUCUAACAUUGAAUUAGAAUACAACAAUUAGUUUAAUUAUAUAUUCUAGGAGAUGUAACGAUAAGAUUAAUAAAUUAAAUCACUCUAUGAAGACUUUAACAGUUUGAAAAAAGAUUUUAUAGAUAGCAAAUCAAGCAUAAGACACAGUAAAAACGUUUUGAAAACAGGAGACAAUUUGAUACCAACAAGAGGUUUUAGUGAGAUUGAAAGCUAUUAAAAUAUAGAAAAUGUCGAUGCCUCUAAUAUAUACAAAAUAGAAGAUCCGUUUGCUUAUUAGUCAGAGAUUGAUGACAUAAAAGUUCUCUAAAAAAUACAAGACUUUCAGAAAAAAAUGUAAUAAACAAAAUAAUCAAUUUAGAAAUCGAGGAGAAGCUUUAGUCGAGAAAAACUUAGAGAAAGGGGAUCCAUCUAAGAUCUUUCAACUUCCAUAAAUAACUCUAUUAACUUAAAUAACAAUUCUUCUUAAAAUAAGAGCUUUUUGUAUGAUAAUUCAAAUAUAAUAACAUAAAACAAUAAAUCUAGCUAGAGAUACUAAAAUAGCAAUAAUAAUUUAAAUCACUCAAUUUCUAGAAGAGAUUCUAAUAGUGCAAUUCUGAUAGAUUAUCAAGGCUCUGGUAGCACUUCUCUCAAGUCAAGCCAUCUAGCAAGCUAAUAAGAAUAAAAUAUUUAUCAAGAUAAUUCUUAAUUAACUGCUAAAGAUGGAGUCUUAAAGAUUAAAGAUUUAAAUUGCUCUCAUAAUAGUUAAAUGAAUUUAAAUUAAAAAUAACCAUAGUUUAAUAAAAUAUCUUAAAGUAGAUCUUAAAGCAAUAAAGAGAACUCAAUAAGCGGUUACUCUUGUCUAAAUACAUCAGCAAGCUAUAGAAAAAAUUCUAGUAUAUCUAAUUCUAGGAAUAAUUUAUAUUAGAAGAGUUUUCAUAAUUAGCAUCCAUCAGAUGAGCUGAUUGAAGAACUAAGAAGAAGGGGAAUUUACAUCAAUUGA